Molecule: messenger RNA, 3397 nt
Organism: Anopheles stephensi (Asian malaria mosquito)
Lineage: Eukaryota; Metazoa; Arthropoda; Insecta; Diptera; Culicidae
Gene: Vha16-1
Product: V-type proton ATPase 16 kDa proteolipid subunit
Exons: 3
Coding region: 263-736 (157 amino acids)
Biological process (GO): proton transmembrane transport
Cellular component (GO): proton-transporting V-type ATPase, V0 domain
Molecular function (GO): proton-transporting ATPase activity, rotational mechanism
Source: RefSeq, a predicted model, not a curated record
CGGCUCGGACUCGGCCACGUUCGGCCCGUUCCGUUUAUAUAUACGCGCGGGUGCGGGCAAUUUUUUUUCAUUCUUCCUUAACGUUUUCAGCGAGUGUGUCGUGUUGGUCAUCUCUCCCGAGUGUCUCUCUCCUUGUGUGUGUGUCAUCAACACCGAGUAGCAGCAGCAGCUAGAAGUGAACAGUAAAAGCUGCACUUCUAAACGACACGGUUCGGUGAAAAGCAAACGUUAGAAACAACCAGCCAAAAAACACACAGCAACAAUGGCCCUGCCGGAAGAAAACCCCGUCUACUCGCCCUUCUUCGGAGUGAUGGGCGCAGCAGCUGCUAUCAUUUUCAGCGCUCUCGGUGCUGCCUAUGGUACGGCCAAGUCCGGUACCGGUAUUGCCGCCAUGUCGGUGAUGCGUCCGGAGCUGAUCAUGAAGUCCAUCAUUCCCGUUGUCAUGGCGGGUAUCAUUGCCAUCUACGGUCUGGUCGUGGCUGUCCUCAUCGCCGGUUCCCUGGAUGAGCCAUCGAAAUACUCGCUGUACAAGGGCUUCAUCCAUCUCGGCGCUGGUUUGGCCGUCGGUUUCUCGGGAUUGGCAGCCGGUUUCGCCAUCGGUAUCGUCGGUGACGCUGGUGUCCGUGGUACUGCCCAGCAGCCGCGACUGUUCGUCGGCAUGAUCCUGAUCCUCAUUUUCGCCGAAGUGUUGGGUCUGUACGGUCUGAUCGUCGCCAUCUACCUGUACACGAAAUAAAUUAGCACCGCCAGUGCUAAUUCGUGCCACGGUGUCCCAUGGUGGUUGUGGCGCCGCACCGGCAGCGGUGGACACGACCGUAGACCCCGAGCAAACGCGUAGUCCUUUGGAAGCGAUGCGUAACAUGCAAUGCAACAACACCGUUACCACCACCACCACCAUCCUCAACAUCAUCAGCGGCGUCGCCAAUACGAAAAGGUACACUUAGGUCUACGUUCUCCACACACACAUAAGAACAGCAAUACCUCGUCACUACCACCGAUAGAGGCAACCGGUAGCAUAAGAUGCCCCGCUCCGACCCAUACCUUGGGACACCAUUUAGACUAUCAGCAAACCAGCAGCAGAGAAACCUGAUGGUGUGCAUUGCAUAACGAAACAAAACGAUGUUCAGAUGAAGAUCAACACCGAUCGCAGCGAAAAAAAACAAACAAACACACACACAGGUGCUGAACAUACAAUUCCUAAAAAAAAAACACAUAAUUUACAUCCUAGGGUAAAAGGAACAACAACAACAACACGUAAAUGUGACAACCCAACCAACACUAACAGGUCUGUCUCCCGCACACUGCCGGGGGUCGAAGCCGAAGAAGAUAAAGCAUUCCGACAUCCUUUGCAUAUACACAUAUAUAUUCGUCAUCUUCAUUUGCCUCUCUCCCCCCAUGGGGUUGCGCGGAAACAGUUAUUAAGCCUCAAUACAUACUGUACACACAGCAACGGGCUCAACCGAGAUCAGCGAGCUCGUUUGCCGGGUGGGAAAAUCCCCGCAACAGAGAAAACACGUUGUUGCCCCUUUUGGUCACCAUCCAUCUUCUGCCAAAACAGAGAAAAAGGCACGCCAGAGAGGCUGCACGCUGUUGGGGGUUGCGCGGGCAUACGUUGAAAUCUGAAACCAACUUCCGGAACUAAAGCAAAAGACUAUUUGUAUUUAUGUAAAAUAAUGUGUAUUUAAUUGUAAACCUAAUUUAUGUACAUGUAAAUUCUUCACACCCAACCUCACUCUCACUUCUACACACACGCACACACGGACGCGCGAACACAUUGGCACAAGUACAUACACCCCAGGGACCGAGUGCGUGUAGGGUAUAGCAGAUUGACGACAGGGAUCGCCACCACGACAUCAGGGGACAUACAGAGGGGCAGACAGGCACGCAGGGCAUUCGGAAGGAACGUAGCACAGCGCUUGAAGGCUUACGGGUUUUGAGGUGUAUUUGCUACCGUUUUCCUUUUUUGGUUUGUUGCUGUUUGUUCUGCAAUGAUGCACCUGAGAGAGACGGUUCCGUCUUCGCGCCCACAACGGGGGGCCGUCGAGCGAGCGUGGUUGUGUGUGUGUGUGUGUGUGCCGAAUGUUUUGGAGUCUGUGAUAAAAGCUUCCAUCACACGGCGCGAAACAUCAUCAGCAACGGUAGAAGGCAACAGUAACGCAGGAAACAACACACUAAGAGGGGGGAGUACACAUUAGCCACCAAACGACACGAGACAGACAGACGGAUUCUGAGAGAAUAAAGGUUUCCCCGUUUCUUUACGGUUUCACUGAAACACACCACACCAACCCAACGAAUGGCGCGUUUAACUAUCGUUUGACAAGCGAUUCCAUUACUGUUACGUUACGGAUGUGUGAUGUGGGAGUGUGGAUUGGUUUGCCAGCUGUAGAGAUAUGUAGACGCACGUUCGGGUAAAGAGAUAACCGGGGUCAAACCUUUGGGAAUGCGUUUCAACCACGUUUUUGCAAGAGUAUUAGCAAGUUUUUUGUUUUACGUCCCGGAACAAUUUCAAACCCCCCCCCUUUAACCCGAUAGAACGACUGGAAAGCCAGCGCGUGUGUGAUGAGUACAUCCAGUGGCAAAAGCGUAUGCGAAAGAGAGAGAGAGAGUGAGAGUGUGUGAAGGAAGAGGAUGAAGAUAAAGGACAAGUGCAUAUUAUUGAGCUUAAUUACCAGGGUUUUACGUUUAGCGUGCAACAUCAGAAGACACAACUAACAAUGAAUCCAAACACGGAAAAAAGGGAGCUAUGCAAACAAAGCAACCGGGGAGGGUCGCAAAACAACACCAACGUUUUACAGCAGCUAAACAAUUAGGGAGCAUAACAACAACAAAAAACACGGGCAGAAUUGGAAGGGAAAGCAAACUAUACAUCCAUCGAUGCGUUCGUUACACGAAACUCGCAGUAAUGUCGAUCAUUUAUCAUCAUAAUUCAGUACGGGAAAGAAUACAAUCGCGAGACGAGACAAUUUGCAAGUAAGCUAUAGGGAAGAGAGAAGAACACAUAACCAGCAUUAACAACAGAAUCAGCCCAACGAGAAGAUAGGAGAGGACGGUCCGAGGGUGACGGUCGAACACAACAUCCAGACCUCGCCCGGACUUCUGAUUAACGUUCACUGUAUGGCGCUAGGGGGGCUGUAAUUGUAGGGAGGAAUAGUUCUUACUUUACAUCCAGAUCUACCGACGGAACACACCCGAGAGUCGGUGAUCCGGUUGUCGAUUUUGCACAACAGAGAACAGAGAUUUAGCGAAAACCGUCAGAGGAGAGAGAAGACACAACACAUACGUACCGGAAGAUACCACCAACAUCCUUGAUAUCUUCUUUAGCGAGCGAGAGAGAGAGAGAGAGAGGAAGAACACACACGGUAUGGAUUCUCGUGAUGAAGUACCGUGUCCUGAAAAA